AUGGCGAGAGAUUCAUCCCUUUGCAUUAUACUAGUCUCUAUCUCCAUUUUAGCAUGGCUAUCGGCUUGUGACGGCAAUAUCCCUGCUAGGAAUUGCUCAGAGUCUGAUAGAGAAGCUCUAAUUGACUUCAAUAAUGGCCUUCAAGAUCCUUAUAAUCGCCUGUCCUCAUGGCAAGGAAGCAAUUGUUGCUGGUGGCAAGGAAUAGGCUGUGAUGAGAGGACUAGAGGGGUGAUAAGCAUUGAUCUUCGUGGCUACUCUAGUAUGUAUACUUAUUGGAAACUGCGUGGAGAAAUUAGACCUUCAUUAGCGCGACUCAAGUCUCUGAGAUUCUUGGACUUGAGCUCAAAUAACUUUGAUGGCGUACCAAUUCCUGCAUUUGUUGGUUCUUUGGAGAACCUACAGUACCUGAACCUGUCAAUUGCCAGGUUUCGUGGUGCAAUUCCUCCAAAUCUAGGAAAUUUGUCAAACUUGCAGUAUCUUAAUCUUUCUACUCCCUUUCAGCGGUUAAGUACUAAUAAUCUCGGGUGGAUUUCUGGUCUUGGUUCUUUGAAAUAUCUUGCGCUUGAUGGAGUGAACCUCUCAAUGGUCAGUUCCACGUGGAUCAGUGUGCUAAACGGGUUUCCAUCAUUGUCGGGGUUGCAUCUGUCCGAUUGUCGGUUAUCUGGUUCAAUAUCAUCACCUGGUUUGGUGAACUUCACUUCACUCGCUGUUCUAGACCUUAGCUUCAACAGUUUCGAUUCAGAGUUCCCUCAAUGGCUUCUGAAUGUAAGCAGCCUUGUUAGUGUUGACAUGAGUUACAAUGGUCUAUAUGGAAGGAUCCCUCUUGGUCUAGGCGAGCUACCGCACUUGCAAAUCCUAAUUUUAUCUGGAAACAAUAAUCUCUCAGCAAGUUGCACUCAGUUGUUCCAAGGAUCAUGGAAAAGGAUAGAAGUCAUGGAUUUGGCUGAUAAUAAAAUACACGGAAUACUUCCCACUUCCAUUGGGAAAAUAACCACUCUCAGUAAUUUUGACCUUUCUUGGAAUCUGUUUCAGGGAGGAAUACCGAGCUCCAUCGGUUCGCUUUGUAGUUUAGUUAAUUUUGAUUUAUCCAACAACAACUUGACAAGUAGUUUGCCAGAAAUUUUGCAGAGGGGAUCUGAAACUUGUUAUUCCCAGAGUUCUUUGCCUAAUUUGAGGUACUUGAGAUUGAACGACAAUUGGUUGAGGGGUUAUCUGCCAAGUUGGAUGGGCCAACUUAAAAACCUUGAGGAACUAACCCUUGACUAUAACUUGCUUGAAGGGCCGAUUCCUUCUUCUCUUGGGACUCUGAAGAACCUCACCGUUUUGGACCUUGGUAGGAACCGAUUGAAUGGGACUCUUCCCGUUGAUCUGGGACAGCUUUCUGAGUUGGAUGUUCUCGACGUGUCUUUCAACCAUUUGUCAGGUACACUAUCUGAAGAACAUUUUGCAAAUCUACGCAAAAUGAAGACCUUAGAUCUCUCAUCCAACUCUUUCACUUUAAAUGUCAGUGCCGACUGGAUGCCUCCGUUCCAAGUCCAUCUUGGCAUGGGAUCGUGCCAGAUCGGUCCGUCUUUCCCCGCUUGGCUUAGACAUGAAAAUGAGAUCAACUAUCUUGAUUUUUCAAAUGCCAGCAUUUCGGGGCCUGUGCCAAGUUGGUUUUGGGACAUUUCUUCGAAUCUCUCUCUCCUCAACAUAUCUCUAAAUCUGUUGCAGGGCCAAUUACCUAAUCCGUUGCCAGCAUCUCCUCUUGCGCUUGUUGAUCUCAGCUCUAACCUUUUUCGAGGACCGUUCCCUCUUCCCAUUUCUGACUUUGAAUUGUUAGACCUCUCUAACAACCAAUUUUCAGGUGGCAUUCCACAAAAUUUAGGCAAGUACAUGCCAAAUUUGAUCUUCCUCUCCCUUUCAUCUAACAGAAUAAUAGGUGGGCUCCCAGAAUCUAUAGGAGAAAUGCAAUGGCUUCUGGUCAUCAACUUAGCAAACAACAAAUUAAGUGGAAGCAUUCCUCCAAGCAUAGGGAACUGCUCAAGCCUAGAGGUACUCGACCUGCAAAACAAUUCUUUAUCUGGAUUGAUACCCGCGUCUUUGGGCCAAUUACAAGGGCUUCAGUCUUUGCACCUCAGCAACAACAAGCUCUCGGGAGACCUUCCAUCUUCAUUCAAGAAUCUGUCCAGCUUAGAAACGCUAGAUAUUGGCAACAACCAAUUGAACGGCACCAUACCUGCAUGGAUGGCGGAGGGUUUCAUCAAUUUAAGAAUUUUAAGUUUGAGGUCCACUGCAUUUUCUGGAGAAAUUCCUCAUGAGCUCUCAAGUUUAAGCUCAUUGCAAGUGCUGGAUCUUGCAGAAAACAAUUUGACAGGUAACAUUCCUUCAAGCUUUGGAGAUCUUAAAGCAAUGGUGGAAGGGCAAGCUAGAAUCGAGUACCUAUUUUACGGGAACUACGGAGGCACAUACUAUCAAGAGAACUGCCGAGUGACCAUGCAAAGCCAGCGCCAACUGUACACCAAGACUCUUUCCCUUGUCACUAGCAUAGAUAUCUCCGGAAAUAAUUUAGGUGGAGAAUUUCCAAAAGAAAUGACUACACUGGCUGGAUUACUCAUUCUGAACUUAUCAAGAAACGGCAUUGGUGGUGAAAUUCCUGAGAGCAUUUCGAGCAUGAGCCAACUGUUAUCCCUUGAUCUUUCAAGCAACAGGCUUUUUGGUAUAAUCCCUCAAAGCAUGCCAUCGCUGUCAUUUUUGAGUGAUCUAAACUUAUCCGAUAAUAACUUAUCGGGAAAGAUUCCUUACACACAACAAAUGACGACAUUCGACCCUUCUUCAUACUAUGGAAACUCGGGACUCUGCGGUGCUCCUCUCAAUGUCACGUGUCCAGCCGAUGAACCUGACAAACGAGAGACAAUCGAGGACAGUCGCGGUGAUGAUGAGUUCAUUGAUCAGUGGUUUUACUUGAGCGUCGGCCUUGGAUAUGCUGCCGGUAUCUUAGUUCCAACUGUGGUCUUGCACAUCAAAGGUUCUUGGGCAAACUCAUACUUCGAUUUUAUAGAUAGAAUUGCCAGAAGGUGGUUGCCGAUUGGAAACAGGAGGGCGAAGCUUCUAAGAAAUAGGCGAUGA
Messenger RNA from Eucalyptus grandis, 3108 nucleotides. RefSeq names its product receptor-like protein EIX2. NCBI's taxonomy places the organism in Eukaryota, Viridiplantae, Streptophyta, Magnoliopsida, Myrtales, Myrtaceae. Gene Ontology annotation, molecular function: protein binding. The record is from RefSeq and is a predicted model, not a curated record.